Conger conger (European conger) is the source of this 2118-nucleotide messenger RNA. It is a transcript of the gene hmg20a, whose product is annotated as high mobility group 20A. Gene Ontology annotation, cellular component: nucleus. Gene Ontology annotation, biological process: regulation of gene expression. The coding region runs from base 346 to 1221 and encodes 291 amino acids. The transcript has 9 exons. NCBI's taxonomy places the organism in Eukaryota, Metazoa, Chordata, Actinopteri, Anguilliformes, Congridae. The record is from RefSeq and is a predicted model, not a curated record.
UUCAUGUUCCGUUGUGAAAAUAUCCUUCCGCGAUAAAAAUAGAGAAUUUCAAAAACCAUACGAAUUCGAUUUUUUUCGAUAUUAAAAACUUCGAAAUUAUAUUUUGCAGUUAGUUACAUUUUAUGUGUACUAUUAGACGCAUGAAAUUAGGAUUUUCAGAGGUCCUUGUCUCCUUGUAGUGUUGCUCGAUCUGAUUCGCAUUUGACGUGGGUCGUCGUCUAAAGCAAAGGGCCACCUUAUAUUGUUUUGAUUUGGGGGGGGACCCUUGUUAUACCGCAUUCCUGGAGCUUCGAAAGUGCAUGAGUUACAGGUCUCUCCUGGUAGGGGGGGCAGCAGCGUGAGGCCAUGGAGGAGCAGACUGGAUCACCCGGAGCCAACACCGACAACAGCAGCAGCCAGAGAAACGGGGACGAGAAGCCCCGGCGCUCCAGCUGGACGAAGGGCAGGAAGAGGAAGAAGCCAGUGAAGGACAGCAAUGCCCCCAAAGCCCCGCUCACGGGAUACGUGCGUUUCAUGAACGACCGCCGCGAGCAGCUCAGGGCCGAGAGGCCCGACGUCCCCUUCCCAGAAAUCACCAGGAUGCUGGGCAACGAGUGGAGCAAGCUGCCCGCGGACGAAAAACAGCGGUACCUGGACGAGGCGGAGAAGGAUAAGGAACGCUACAUGCAGGAGCUGGAGAAGUAUCAGAAGACCGAGGCCUACAAACACUUCACCCGCAAGCUACAGGACAAGAAGAAGGGCAAGCAGCAUAGAGGGGAUGUGGCACGCCAGGUUACCCAUGAGUCCCUGCACGAGGACGCUGAGGGGAAGGAGAGGUCUGUUUUUGAUAUUCCCAUCUUUACCGAGGAGUUUCUCAACCACAGCAAAGCCCGCGAGGCGGAGAUGCGGCAGCUGAGGAAGACCAACAUGGAGUACGAGGAGCGCAACGCAGCGCUGCAGAAGCACGUGGAGAGCAUGCGCGGGGCGGUGGAGCGGCUGGAGGGGGACGUGAUGCAGGAGCGCAGCCGCAACUCACUGCUGCUGCAGCACCUGGACACACUCAGACACGCCCUGACCAGCAGCUUCAGCAGCCUGGCCCUGCCCGGCAGUGGAGAGCUGCCCACCCUGGACAGCAUCGACUCGUACAUGAAGAAGCUCCACUCCCUCAUCCUGGCCAACCCUCAGGAGCACGAGGCGCUCAUCAACACCAUCAGAGAGGUGGUGAGCCGCCUGGACAGGUAAUUUUGUACCACCAGACUUCAAGGAGAGUCGAGCUGCGCAUCGUACCUAUGUGUCCACCAAGGUUAUUUUAGGUCUGCUACCUUGCUCCGUGCACCCCCCUGCCCAUUUUAAGAUGCCUUUUUAUUCAAGUAUUAGCCGAUAUCGGGGUCCAGAUUCAGUGUAACCGCAGUCGUGUACAGAAUGGAAGCACACAGCGCUCCACAAGGCCCGGGCUGCUGAACACAAAGAGGAGCCCGGUUCCGGAAUGGAGAUUACCUGCUUAAAUUCAGCACCCAUAUGUGGGGACAAAGCCCAGUGGAUUUCUGGAAUCUGGCUCUGAAUCUUAAGUUAUUUAUUUUGUACUGUUUUUUGUAGGAGUUUUCAAAGUCAAAUUUGUAUCAUCAUCACGCCGUGCUGAAUUCUGAAUUUACAGAAACGCUUGGGUAGAGUUAAAGAGGCAAUAUUCACAUUCCCCAUUAACCUCUGUGGUAAUGGAAUUCUGUUUUUCUUUGUUGUUUAAGUAGGGCUAUAAAAUCCACAGUUAUCUGCAAACCACACUGCGAAACAUCUUUGUGUUUCCAACCGAUAUGGAUUGCCUGCUUUUUUUCAAACAAACAAAAGAAAACAUUUUCGCUUUUGUUCAGAUGUUUUAAACCGGCAGAAUCUUAGUCAUUUUACUGUUUGUUGGCUUGGAAUGGUGACUUGGUUGUAGGGGAUGAGAGAGAAAAGUCUUCAUUUUAUUCAUCUUCAGUUUUGCUUGUGAGGGAAGCCCAAUUCACAUUCAAAGGCAGUUUAUCACGAGCUAAGCAUUACUGUAAUAUUAUUGUGCCAGUGUUUAAAUUGUUUGUAUGUUGUAAUGGAAAAAAGUACUUAAAUGUUCCAAAAUGUUGUGUUGUUCAAUAAAAUGGUUUUGCAGUA